This is a messenger RNA of Copidosoma floridanum, 737 nucleotides long. Its product is annotated as bublin coiled-coil protein. Lineage: Eukaryota; Metazoa; Arthropoda; Insecta; Hymenoptera; Encyrtidae. The record is from RefSeq and is a predicted model, not a curated record.
GAAACAAAACCGGUGAUUUUUCGCGUUUUGACUUGAUAAAAAAUAACUUUUAUCUACUAAUAAGUGUAGUCCUAGGUGGUAAAGGAAAACUUUUCGUUCGAAAUUUCGUACCCAGUUAAUGGCUGACCGAGGCGACAUCGAGAACAUGGUCGGGAACGCGAUCGAGCCCCGGGAGAACGGUGCCGAGGAGGAGGACGAGGUUGAGGAGAUCAACGAGGAAGAGUUCAAAUCGUUGAACGAUCAGCUUGACAAGUUGAACGCCGUGCUGGACACGCUGGAGUCGAAAAACGACAACAUUCACGCCGAGUUGAAAGAAUUGCUCGAGUCGAAUCGGGAGGCGAGAAAGCAGUUUAAGGAAUCUCAGGAGAGCCAAGCCAAUAAGGGUCAAGAGGAAGCAAAGUCUUAAUUAAUCAACCUUUUUUUGCCAAAGUAAAUAUUUUACAUUUAAUUGUAUUAUUUUGCUGAAUUUCAUUAGUGUGUGUCCAUUAUGGUAUUUAUUAUACAUUCGUUUGAAAUGCACACAACUGAUGGAUCGAGUUCGAAUUGUCAUUUUCGAGCAAAACAAUUUUUUUGGAGAUAAUUACACACGUGUACAGUGCGUUGGCGGAAGUUGUAACAUUCCUGAUUGUAAAAGUUAUUUGUACAGAUUUUAAGAAGAAUGUCGAGGUGCAUAAAUAUAAUGUGUAUGUUAACUUGUAGGAAAAUAUAUGAAUAAAAUUAUUUUUCUUACAAAAGUA